Molecule: messenger RNA, 2340 nt
Organism: Pyricularia pennisetigena
Lineage: Eukaryota; Fungi; Ascomycota; Sordariomycetes; Magnaporthales; Pyriculariaceae
Exons: 7
Coding region: 1-2340 (779 amino acids)
Biological process (GO): regulation of DNA-templated transcription; DNA-templated transcription
Cellular component (GO): nucleus
Molecular function (GO): DNA binding; zinc ion binding; DNA-binding transcription factor activity, RNA polymerase II-specific
Source: RefSeq, a predicted model, not a curated record
AUGGAUACCACCGAUUAUUUCCAGACGGAUAAAGAAAAACAGAGAAAAGCCAAACAAAGAUCUCGCACGGGUUGCAAGACUUGUCGCUCUCGAAAGGUCAAAUGUGACGAGUACCCUGGCGGUUGCAAAAAUUGUGAACGUCUGGAUCUUAUAUGCCCCAACUCCAACCUGUAUCCGGACAUAUCACGAGCGGGAUCUGCCAGUGAUGAUGGCAACAGCCUGGUAGCCACUUCGCGGACACAAACCGGCAUAAAGAGGUCACGAACUUAUCGGUCCUGCGGGGCAUGUCGAGGAUCCAAGAGCCGCUGCUCUGGAGACCGACCCAUAUGCGAACGUUGUCGCCAGCGUGGUAUGGAGUGCGUCUACGAGGGCAAGCAGGUGCCGGACUGGGUCGAAUUGUCGUCAAAGAUCAGGUCCAGGAAAAGAAGCGGCAGCUGUUCGCCAUCGGGGGGAAAUAGCCCACCCAGAUCACGCCAGAUCAGUCCUUCUCGUGUCGCCCCAAACAUUCCUGAUUAUGAUGGCUCCGAUUUGACAUCAUCAUCCAGCCAGGAGGAGGGCAUCAAUGUGGACUUGACAUGGCUGCUAGCUAUUAACUUGCCUGAUCAAAAGGCUCGCCUCAUAGCGCUGCUUGACGAAUACUUUGUCAACGUUCACAGCCUACGUUGCUUCGGUUUCGUCCACAGAGCGACUCUGGUGCAGCAGCUGGAUGGCAGGCUUCAGCGCGGGCUAUUGAGAGAUGUGCUAUUACUUGCAGUUUGCGCACUUGGAGCCAAAUUCUUUGCCCUCCGACACGCCAGCGACUCCAUGUUAGAGGCAGGUUUUGCUCUAAAAACUGGUAGCCAAUGGGCUAAAAAGGCACAGACACUGCUGCUAGCCGAUCUUGACAUUGUUUCUGUCGAGAAAGGAAUGUCGGCGGUGCUGCUUUACGAGCACGAGAUCAGAGUAGGCAAUUACGCCUCUGCACUCGUGCUGAGCGGCCUUGCCGUUCGAAUCUGCCAGUCCCUUGGUCUGAACUCGGAAAUGUCAAAUGACUUGUAUUGUGAAUCUCCGAAAAUUUCUCCCUCGAUGCGAGAGUCCCGACGGCGGCUAGCCUGGAGCGCUUGGGCUGUAGAUGCCUCCUCAUUUGGCGAGGGUGACAGGAGCUCACUCAUAGCCGACAGUGAGGUUCAGCUGCAGCUUCCGUGCAACGAGAGGAAUUUUUACCUGCAGAAACCAAGCAUCACCGAGGUCCUGCAGCCGUGGAAAAUACUUCCGUUUGCACCACAGGGAGCUCAAGCUGAAGUACCUGACCUGCCGGCACAGUUCAUACGGCUCACAUUCCUGCGCAAGCAGGUAUUAAAACACGUCCGACGACAGGAACUAGCCCAAGAGACGGGCAUGUCGCAGCAGGGAGUUGAGACGAUUCUCGCGGCCCUGCAAACCUGGCACGAUAACCUCCCGGCAACUCUGCAGUUCACUCAGACAGCACUACGUAUGCGCAAAAAGACGAUGCAGCUGGGAGGCUUAAUAUCCCUCCAUGUGCUUUACCAUCAAACCGCCAGUGAGCUGUGCCGCGCCGAUACGAUAGCAGGGGAUCCGACGUCUCACGACAGGGAUACCAUACAAAGACUUGAAUCUCUGUGUGUGAAGCACGCCUCUGCAAUCCCGCUAAUUCUCGAAGAGGCUUUGCAUCAUGGCUACGAAGCGAUUGCGGACCCAUGCCUGGUAUCAGCAGCCCACGAUUCCUCACUAGUGCUGGCACAUUACAGCCAGGAGCAGGCUAGAUUUCCUACUGGAGCUGUACACCUGGAGCGCCCUGCCAGCGAUCUAGUGCAACUGAAUCUCGAGGCGCUGAGGGUUAUGAGGCUUUUGCACACCUCAGCAGUGGAACUUCAUUCUUCGGUCCAAGAAUUGAUGACUGACGCAAGCUCCUUGGCGCUUGCCGCGACGAUGGGCACAAUGUCUGGCUCCUCGGGUAUGGGCGCCUCGGCACCCAUGAUGGGCUUCACAUCGCCAUUGAAAAGUCCUGCGGAUUCGUCUUUGCCAGCGUACCCAGUACCGCCAACAACCAGAGGCGGCCUAUCCGCUACUCCUUCAACAUUUAAUACAUUUGCGCAGAGCAUAGCUGCGGAUGCGACCCGGUACCCAAGCUCUCAGGGCUCCAUGAACGCCAAUGUCUAUGGCACCCUCCUGGGAGAACCGAUGAGUGGCCACUUCCAGGGCCUGCCACAGCAGAUUGGCGUGGGCAGCAGCCGAGCUCCGGACGUGUUUGCCGGGACAGCUGAAGGAUUCAAUUAUCUGGGAUCCUUUUACCCGGUCAUGUGCGACGAUGCGAUGUCCAGUCAAGGUGCAAACUUGUGA